Morchella importuna is the source of this 1488-nucleotide messenger RNA. RefSeq lists its product as uncharacterized. The coding region runs from base 1 to 1488 and encodes 495 amino acids. NCBI's taxonomy places the organism in Eukaryota, Fungi, Ascomycota, Pezizomycetes, Pezizales, Morchellaceae. The record is from RefSeq and is a predicted model, not a curated record. The transcript is spliced from 2 exons.
AUGGCGCUGCAUCGCGCCCUUGGGGAGAUCUUUCAGAGCAUUCGGGAGUGCUCUCAGGAAGGCGAGCUAAUCGCAUGCGCCGACGGGUACCAACGUCUAUGCUUUCCGGUGUUGUCGGGUUGGAUCGCUGAUCAACCUGAGCAUUCAAACUUACAAAAUAUUAGUACUAGCUCUUGUCCAAGAUGCGAGGUGGAAUUCCACAGUCUUGGGAGCACUCGCCGGAGCCCUACGCGCGAUCACGAGGAUUACAGGGAGAGGGUAAAGCUAUUCAGGGAGAACCCGGGAAACCUGGGACCGGUGGAAUACCUUGUCGCGAGAUCAGUAAAGACACUCUUCAAUGCUUUCUGGGGUAUGCCGAGGGUUAAUCCAUACGAUCUCAACAAACCGGACAUUCUGCACAAUAUCUACCUAGGGAUGUUGAAGCACAUGAUGGAGUGGGUUCAGGCUUUCUUGAAGAAGCACAAUCGAUUGGAGGAAUUUGACAAGGCUUGGGCCUCGAUUGCGCCUUACCCUGGACUGGCAGUACUGAACAAGGCAUAUCGUGCCACAACCCAAUGGCAAGGGAAGGAGAUGAGAAAUCUGGGGCGGGUCGUUCUUGGAGCACUCGCGGCUGCUUUGAGAAACCCGGGGGUGGCUGUCAGGGGCGACUUUGCAAAGGCAUUGAAAUGUGUACGAGGCUUAAUCGACUUCCACUUAAUGGCGCAGUAUGGGAGUCAUACGACGAGCACACUGAAUUAUAUGGAGAGCUAUCUCGAGGAUUUCCAUAAGCACAAGGAUAUCUUUUUAGAAUUCCGGGCGUACAAGAGGACGGUUAAGGAUGCGAGAGAUCGGACAAAAGCUGUGAAGACCUCAGGCUCCCAGAGCGCUCAGCGAGGUUUGGAGGAGAUUCGCGAGAUAUACGGGAAAGGUCUCACUUCAACUUCAUCAAAUUGCACCGAACUCGCCCAUGUACGUCAGGUAAAAGAGGCAUACGGAGCAUCCAACAAGGUCGAUGCUGCAACGCAGAUACUGGACUAUGGGGGGCGGCGGUUGGCGUUAGAGAUUCGAAUGCUGAAUCUGAAAGACAUUGUUGGAGGUCCUGAGAGCACUGACGACAUCCUUUGGAGCCAUCGAGAUAACCUGAAGGAGUUACUUGAGAUUUUUAAAAUCGAAGACCGGAAAAAAACACCAAAUGAACGAUCCAUAGUAGAAGGCCGACUGCCUCUAAGGCGUCUUUGCAACCCCUCCACGAAAUCGGAAAGACUUUUCAAUAUUGCGGAUGGACUGCAAAUAAGCCAUACCACGUUAUAUCGCCUGAUAAAGGAGUAUGCAGAGGAUACGGGAUGCUCUCAAAGCUUUGCCGGAAGCUCUGAGAGCAUUUUAGAGCGCCGGGUGGAGAUGUUCACAUGUUUGCAGGUUCCGAUACCAAUCUUCCAAAGACCUGAGGUGUACGAGGUUCACAAAUAUCAGGUGUACGGGAAAACGCGGCUUUUAGGAAAGGGAAAAUAA